Molecule: messenger RNA, 1855 nt
Organism: Phragmites australis (common reed)
Lineage: Eukaryota; Viridiplantae; Streptophyta; Magnoliopsida; Poales; Poaceae
Product: xyloglucan galactosyltransferase KATAMARI1 homolog
Exons: 2
Coding region: 205-1740 (511 amino acids)
Molecular function (GO): glycosyltransferase activity
Source: RefSeq, a predicted model, not a curated record
GCGCGGGCCUUUGAACUAGAAGAGUGAGUGAUUAGCAUCGGUAUUCCCAAUACUCCGGAGCUUAGUGUUGUAGGCAGUUCACAUGGCAGUUCAUCGCUCACCUGCAUCCGUAUAGACUUAGCCUUCGUCUUCCUCCUCUCAAACCAUGCAACUUAGCGUGGCCAUUGCUAUAUAUACUGUACAUUGGACGAGCUACACUCCAGCAUGCAACUUAGCGUGGCCAACUCGAUCACAAAAGUGCUGAUCAAAUCUGCAUCGAAAGGCGGAGGUGCUCGGUCGCGACGGGCCGUUGGAGUGAAGCCAAUGGAGAAGCCGCCGCUGCGGUUACUCGCCGUCCUCGCCGUGAUAGCAUGGACAUUCUUCCUCUACUUCCAUUUCUCCAUGCUCAGCAGCGGGGUGCAGCUGAGCCACGGGGAUAACCCCGCCGACCCGUGCCGGGGCCGGUACAUCUACGUGCACGACCUGCCGCCCCGCUUCAACGCCGACAUCCUCCGCGACUGCCGCAAGACCGAAGACCACUGGGGGGACAUGUGCGCGUUCGUGAGCAACGCCGGCCUCGGCCGGCCGCUCGCCGACCACGCCUACGGCGUCAUCACGGGCGAGGCCGGGUGGUACGGCACGCACCAGUUCGCGCUCGACGCCAUCUUCCACAACCGGAUGAAGCAGUACGAGUGCCUGACCGACCACUCCGCCGUGGCCGCCGCUGUGUUCGUCCCGUUCUACGCCGGCUUCGACUUCGUCCGCUACCACUGGGGCUACGACAACGCCACCAGGGACGCCGCAACGGUCGACCUGACGGAGUGGCUCAUGGCGCAGCCCGAGUGGCGGCGCAUGAGGGGGCGCGACCACUUCCUCGUCGCCGGGCGGACGGGGUGGGACUUUCGGAGGAGCAACAACAUCAACCCAAACUGGGGCACCGACCUCCUCUCCAUGCCGGCCGGCAGGAACAUGUCGGUGCUCGUGCUGGAGUCCACGCUGCUGCACGGCAGCGACUACCCCGUGCCGUACCCGACCUACUUCCACCCCAGGUCGGACGCCGACGUGCUCCGGUGGCAGGACAGGGUGCGCGCCCAGGAGCGGACGUGGCUCAUGUCGUUCGUGGGCGCGCCGCGGCCGGACGUUCCAAUGAACAUCCGGGUUCGGGAUCACGUCAUCGCGCAGUGCAGGGCGUCCGCCGCGUGCAGCGAGCUGGGGUGCGCGCGCGCCGUCGGCAGCACGCAGUGCCACACGCCCGCCAACAUCAUGCGCCUGUUCCAGAAGACCACCUUCUGCCUGCAGCCGCCCGGCGACUCGUGCACGCGGCGGUCGGUGUUCGACUCCAUGGUGGCCGGGUGCAUCCCGGUGUUCUUCCACCCGGGAUCGGCGUACAAGCAGUACCGGUGGCACCUUCCCAAGGACCACCUGAAGUACUCGGUGUACAUCCCGGACGCGGACGUGCGGGAGCGCAACGUGAGCAUCGAGGCCGUGCUCCGGACGAUCCCUCCGGCCACGGUGCAGAGGAUGCGGGAGGAGGUGAUCAGGCUCAUCCCGACGGUGUUAUACGCCGACCCCAGGUCGAAGCUGGAGACUAUCAAGGACGCGUUCGACGUCGCCGUCGAAGGGGUCAUCGACACGGUGGCGCGGCUCAGGAACGGUGAGGAUGUCAACAGCGGCGGGCCGGUCGACGAGGACCCGCCGUUCCUGUAUGUCUCGACGGAGUCGAUGUUGCGGUCGGAACAAUCUACGCGAGCAGACCGCUAGCUCUAUCGGCCUGCAGAAAAAAGAAGUGCAGAAUAGUCGAAUCAGUUCGUAAAAAUGUAUAAUGAUUUAGCUGAUACUCGAAUUAGUUGCUCUAGCGUAUUUUGUUUCUUCUAUA